Mercenaria mercenaria is the source of this 5704-nucleotide messenger RNA. Its product is annotated as monocarboxylate transporter 12-like. The coding region runs from base 336 to 1757 and encodes 473 amino acids. Gene Ontology annotation, biological process: monocarboxylic acid transport; transmembrane transport. The transcript is spliced from 5 exons. NCBI's taxonomy places the organism in Eukaryota, Metazoa, Mollusca, Bivalvia, Venerida, Veneridae. The record is from RefSeq and is a predicted model, not a curated record. Gene Ontology annotation, molecular function: monocarboxylic acid transmembrane transporter activity.
UUCAGAAGAGAACUUUUGUCGAUAUGUAUUUAUUUGCCAGUAUUGUAUGAAAAAGGAUUUAAUUGUGUCGCCGUGAUUUAAAACAAAAAACUAAUAUAUCUGUUGUGAAGUACAUGUAUUUAUAUUCUGUUCAUUAAAUCAAAAUAUGUUAAGCUUUUAUAAUACGGAAUAAAACACCUAUACUGAACAAUUUAGCUAGCCGCUGUUUACAUUUGAAUCUAUAUUUUCAUUGUUUGAGAGUGACCCAAUAUUGAAAGACCAUAUUGAUUAUUCUCUGAUUUACUAAACGGUUAUGGCUAACAUACGUUACUUUUAAACAAUAUAAAGUGAAUAAAAUGAAAGAAACCACAAAUAAAGAUAGGGUACAAGAGGAAACAAAGGUUCUUAAACCCGAGGGUAAGACAGAACAGCCACAAGAUGUAUCAACAGAUGAUUUCAGAGAUCUAGACCGAGGUUGGGCCUGGGUGAUUCUCUUUGCAUCAUUCGGAACUUUUUGUUUAUUAGGAGGUUCUGUUUAUUCUGUUGGAAUUAUUCAGUCGGUGCUUCUUCAAAGAUAUAAAGAAAGUGUGUCAUUGACGUCGUGGCCAGGGGCUUUGAACACUGCGUUGAUGUCGCUUGGAGGUCCAUUAUCAAGCGCUGUGGUGGAUCGCUUCAGUUGCAGGACAGCCAUCAUUUCUUCCGGGGUAUUCCUGACAACUGCAUACCUCACUACAGCCUUCGCAACCAACAUCUAUGUUACUAUAUUUACCUACGGUUUCAUCGGAGGAAUUGGUGGUGCACUCGGAUAUACUGCUGCUUUGGUUGUGAUCGGUUUGAAUUUCAGGAAACGCCGACAUUUAGCAGUCGGUAUAGCUGUAUCCGGUGUAGGGGCUGGAUUGUUCGUGCUCGCACCGGUAAUGCAAUUGUCACGUGAUUACUACGGGCCCUCGGGAUUUUUCAUCAUUGUGGCAGCAAUGAUGGCGAAUAUAAUCGUAUUCGGUGUCAUGUGCUUUCCGAGUGGGCUAGAAAUUGCGACACAAAAACAACGAAGACAUGAAGUAUACAAAUCUAAUAGGGAAAAUAAUCUAAUACAGGCUUUAAAAUGUUACUUAAGAGCUCUAACAAAAGUUGCCGUAAUAUUGCUAUGCUUGUGUAUGUUCCUUUAUUGCCUAGGAAUUCUGUUGUUAUAUCAACACUUACCAAACUUUAUAGUCGUUAAAGGUUUCACUGCCGUACAAGCGGCAUUCUUGGUUUCACUUUCUGGAUUACUAACGGUGUUUGGCCGGGUACUGUCUGGCAUCAUAACGAACUUGAAUCGCAUAAACUGCAUUGUUUUAUACGCUGGCUCAAUGGCUGUUGUUUCAAUAGCUUCCAUUUUGUAUCCAUUCAUAUCAAACCAUUUCGUUGCUCAUGUGAUAUAUAUGGUGGUGCUAGGUUUAUUCUUUGGAUGCCCAUAUGUAACUUUAAUGGCUGUAAGCUUGAAAUUUGUUGGAAUUAACUACAUAUCGGCGGCUAUAGGGCUUCAGUAUUGUGCUGGCGGAGUAGGAUCAUUUAUCGGACCAGUUCUUGCAGGUUUUCUUAUAGACAGCGGAGGGUCGUACGAAUUGUCCAUUCUUAUAGCUGCAUGUUGCAUAGCUUCAGCGUCUAUCAUCAGUGCUGCAACCGAAUGCUUCAAGCCAAAAGAUAAUGAACACACGUUAGAUACUGAAUUUGAAGUGUGUCAGAAGAUACAGUCACCCAAAGAAACAACAGUUCAUUGCAAAAUGCUAAAUGAAUGAAUUAUUUCCGUUUUCUUUAAUUUUUAAACUUUUAAUUAAUUCAGCAUAUACACUACACUACACUACACUACACUACACUAUACCAUACCAUACCAUACCAUACCAUACCAUACCAUUCCUUACCUUACCUUACCUUACCUUACCUUACCUUACCAUACCAUACCAUACCAUACCAUACCAUACCAUACUUAUAAUUGUGUACUUUAGUCAAUGCCUUAUUCUAUGUUCUUAUUAUGUAUGUAAAUGCACUACAUGUAUAUCAUUUUGCAAGAAUUCUAUCUACCUCAUCAAAAAUAUAUAUGCAUACCGAAGAAUAUUCCUCCGGCCACUAAUCGAUAGCGGUCAGAUUUUCUGUAUAGAAAUAAGGGCAUGUACACAUUUUACUUAAUAACAAGUAAAAAACAAGAAACCUUAGGUGCAAAAAUAUUACCAAAGUUCAACAUUUGAUUCAUCACAAGGUUUUUUUAAAUUAAAUUUUAUCUUAAUUUUUUAUUCGUUCUUCACAUGAAGUUUAAUGCCAUCAUUUCGUCAUUUUUCCCCUUCUUUUUUCCCAUAUAAAAUGUGCAAAAAUCUCAUACAUGCGUUUCUUCAAAGCAUUUUUUUGUAUAAAACCAUUGAUAUGAAAGCUUAGGUGCAAGAAAUUUCCUACUCUCGUUGAAUUUAUCUUUUGAAUGAUAUUUAUUUCAUUUUUGUGAAAUAAAAAUUUGAUUCGUUCUCAGACGUUUUUUUUCUACUAAUUUGGAAGAAAAAUUAACUUCAGCGCGAAGUUGUUGUUGUAGCGUCAUAAGCAGACGAUAUUAUUAUGCCGCGUGAACAUGCGGUAUCGUGAUCAAAAGGUUAAAGUAAUGAUUUAAUCAUUUAAUGUAAUUUUACUUCGCGAGUAAUUCAUUUUGUGUUAAUAUCACAAAUUAACAAUAUAAGAAAUGCAAUUAAAUAUUGCAGUUAGACCUAAUAUUUCGGUUCUAAAAAGAAAGAGAUGCGCAUUUCUUCUUAUGUUAUUGUUCUCACCUUAUUUCAUAUGCAUUUAAAUAUCAGUGAUAAUUAUGCCAAUUAUGUCAAUUAAACAUUAAAAGAGAUAGUUUUUCUAUCGGCUCUUGGAUCACAAAUACAAACUGUCGCUAUUUUUAGCUCACCUGUCACAAACUGACAAGGUGAGCUUUUGUGAUCGCGCAGCGUAAACUUUUGCUUGUGACCACUCUAGAGGUCACAUUUUUCAUGGGAUCUUUAUGAAAGUUGAUCAGAAUGUUCAUCUUGAUGAUAUCUAGGUCAAGUUCGAAACUGGGUCACGUGCCUCAGAAACUAGGUCAGUAGGUCUAAAAAUAGUAAAACCUUGUGACCUCUCUAGAGGCCAUAUAUUUCACAAGAUCUUCAUGAAAAUUAGUCAGAACGUUCAACUUGAUGAUAUCUAUGUCAAGUUCGAAACUGGGUCACGUGCCUUCAAAAACUAGGUCAGUAGGUCUAAAAAUAGAAAAACCUUGUGACCUCUCUAGAGGCCAUACUUUUCACAAGAUCUUCAUUAAAAUUGGGCAGAAUGUUCACCUUGAUGAUAUCUAGGUCAAGUUCGAAACUGGGUCACAUGCCUUUAAAAACUAGGUCAGUAGGUUUAAAAAUAGAAAAACAUUGUGACCUCUCUAGAGGCCAUAUAAAUUCAAAAGAUCUUCAUGAAAAUUGGUCAGAACGAUCGCCUUGAUGAUAUCUAGGUCAAGUUCGAAACUGGGUCACGUGCCAUCAAAAACUAGGUCAGUAGGUCAAAUAAUAGAAAAACCUUGUGACCUCUCUAAAGGCCAUAUUUUUCAUGGGAUCUGUAUGAAAUUGGUAUGAAUGUUCAACUUGAUAAUUUCUAGGUUAGAUUCGAAACUGGGUCACGUGCGGUCAAAAACUAGGUCAAUAGGUCUAAAAAUAGAAAAACCUUGUGACCUCUCUAGAGGCCAUAUAUUUCAAGAGAUCUUCAUGAAAAUUGGUCAGAAUGUUCACCUUGAUGAUAUCUAGGUCAAGUUCGAAAGUGGGUCACGUGCCAUCAAAAACUAGGUCAGUAGGUCAGAUAAUAGGAAAACCUUGUGACCUCUCUAGAGGCCAUAUUUUUCAUGGGAUCUGUAUGAAAGUUGGUCUGAAUGUACAUCUUGAUGAUAUCUAGGUCAAGUUCGAAAGUGGGUCACGUGCUGUCAAAAACUAGGUCAGUAGGUCAAAUAAUAGAAAAACCUUGUGACCUCCCUAAAGGCCAUAUCUUUCAUGGGAUCUGUAUAAAAAAUGGUCUGAAUGUUCAUCUUGAUGAUAUCUAGGUCAAGUUCGAAACAAGUCAUGUGCGGUCAAAAACUAGGUCAGUAGGUUUAACAAUAGAAAAACCUUGUGACCUCUCUAGAGGCCAUACUUGUGAAUGGAUCUCCAUAAAGAUUGGUCAGAAUGUUCAUCUUUAUGAUAUCUAGGUCAAGUUUGAAACUGGGUUACGUGCCUUAAAAAACUAGGUCAGUAGGUCAAAUAAUAAAAAAAACCUUGCGACCUCUCUUGAGGCCAUACUUUUCAUGGGAUCUGUAUGAAAGUUAGUCUGUAUGUUCAUCUUGAUGAUAUCUAGGUCAAGUUUGAAACUGGGUCAACUGCGAUCAAAAACUAGGUCAGUGGGUCUAAAAUUAUUAAAAUCUUUUGACCUCUCUAGAGGCCAUAUUUUUCAAUGGAUCUUCAUGAAAAUUGAUCUGAGUGUUUAUCUUGAUGAUAUCUAGAUCAGUUUCGAAACUGGAUCACGUGCGGUCAAAAACUAGGCCAGUAGGUAUAAAAAUAGUAAAACCUUGUGACCUCUCUAGAGGCCAUAUUUUUCAUGAGAUCUUCAUGAAAAUUAGUGAGAAUGUUCACCUUGUUGAUAUCUAGGUAACGUUCAAAACAGGAUCACGUAACCUCGAAAACUAGGUCAAUAGGUCAAAUAAUAGAAAAACCUUGUGACCUCUCUAGAGACCAUAUUUUUCAACAGAUCUUCAUGAAAAUUGGUCAGAAUUUUUAUCCUGAUAAUAUCUAGGUCAAGUUCAAAACUGGGUCACAUGAGCUCAAAAACUAGGUCACUAUGUCAAAUAGUAGAAAAAACGAUGUCAUACUCAAAACUGGGUCAUAUGGGAAGAGGAGUCAGGACCAUCAUGGUCCUCUUGUUCUACUCAGUUACAGUACAAAAAGGUAAAAUAUAGAUUUUUUUGUAUAUAUUUUACUUAACAAAUUUUAGUAAAUAAAUUCAAGGUCCGCCUUGAUCAAAUUAAAGGUGGAAAAUAUGUCCGGAGUAUUUUUGUGUACAAGAAUGUUUUUGCAAUGUAAAUAAUAUCUGCAUUUAAAACAGAAUUGAAUUUUACUUCAGUAACUUAAUGAUAUAUUUUUGUUUUCGUGAAAAUUUUACCUGGUUUCAUGAUCUUUUCGGUUAUCAUAAAUGUCGUCGUGAUUAACUUACUUUCAUAAUUUAUUGUACAUGUUCAAUUCUAGAUAAUUUUACAUGAAACCAGUUUCUAUACUGUAAUCCUAUUGAAUGAUAGUUUAUAGAAGUAAUAAAAUGUUGUAUGCAUCACGCAUAAAUCCUUUUUAUUGGACCUGUAAUAAAACUUGCCAAUUACCUCUAAAUAAGGAACGUUAAAACAACACAGAUGUUUAUAACACUGAUAAGGCUAUAAUUGCGUUUUGAAUUACGAGUAUUUUCUUUUUGUAAUUACAAGGUAUAAUUAUCAUGCGAUUUUAAUAUUUUGCAAACAGUUUUCAUAUAUUGGUGGAAUAUGUGUAGUUAUAUUAAAAUGAGUAAUGUCUGCUUGAAUACGGCAAAAUACAUGUACCACGCUGAUUGCCACUAUCUUUUUUUUUUAAAUUUUACAAACAUACCAUAAUUUUCGAUUCAUUAAACUUCCUAUUUUGCCAAUAUGUUAAGAAUUACUGAAUUGAUAUACGUAUGAUGUUCAACUAUUUCAGAAUAAAAAAUUGAAAACCUA